Molecule: messenger RNA, 4976 nt
Organism: Salvelinus fontinalis (brook trout)
Lineage: Eukaryota; Metazoa; Chordata; Actinopteri; Salmoniformes; Salmonidae
Product: atos homolog protein B-like
Exons: 11
Coding region: 1202-3286 (694 amino acids)
Source: RefSeq, a predicted model, not a curated record
UAAAGGGACACUGAGCCAUUUCAUGGGCGAGGGCGAAAACAGCUGAAGCGCAGAAAAGCAGAUACAUGCAAAAUAGUCAGCAAGCAAAGGAGCUAGCUAGCUAUGUGGUCAGAGAGGAGAGGAGAGACGACAAGACGAGACGGAAAAUUUCGAUGAUCAACGAUGCAAUCAACUUCUCUUCGAAGAUAGCUAACGUUGGUGUUGAUAGCAAUCCGAUUGAUCUUUGAAUGUGAAAAGAGACACUUGAUGUGAAAUCGGACAGGGCUGUCCUGAAGCAAAGAUAAAAGGCAAAAAGUUAAACUCCGCUUCUGAGAUGAAGGAAAUGUCUAGUUAACACUUUAUGUGUCAAGCCUGUCUUCCCCUUCGUGUAGCUGAUAGUUACAGCUCUGGUUGAGGAGGCCAAGAGAGGAAAAAAGAGCAGAAGAAAGCGAAGAGAAAGAGGGAGAGAUAUAACGAAGGCAAGCUGACCGGCUAGACUCUCUGAAAGGCAGAGAGACACCAGUCACCAGAGGUGCUCGCCCCAAAAACAAAAAGGAAAAGUGGAAAAACAAAGGCAGAGGAAAAGAAAGAGAAGCCUUGGCUGUGUCUCUGUGAGGGGUUUCUCUGUGGAAUGCCCGUGUCAUGAUGCCGUCGCUGAGUCUCACCCUGCGUCCAGGUGACCAGGGAGGGCGUGUCGAGUCGUCAGCCAAUCACAGCAGGUGCUUUAGGAGAGUCAGUUCCUGUUUAUGUUCAUCAGUACUUCCUAUCAGAACCCUCCCGCCUCACUGACGUCCUGCCCCCUCGGUGGUAGGUAGUUCCUGUAUCCAUCUCUUCCAUCACUUCCUCUUCCUCCUGAAGCCCCACCCCUUACUGUCUGGCUGUGUGAGGAUGUGGUGCUAGCUGGCACUGUUCGUAACUAUGGUGAUAGUCAGGUAACCGUGGUAGGAGGAGUCUGUGGGCACAGCUUCCUGAUGUUGUGCCAGGUGCUGACGGGACAGGAGGGCACCAUCGAACGGACGUGUGAGGUGCUGUGCAACUCUGCUUCCUAGUUUACACUGAUGACAUCACAACAGGAAGUAUAGGACCUAUCUUACUGUAGAACGUCAAUCUCCGCCUCCUUGCACUUUCUAGAACUUCCUGUUGCUGCUACUUGACUUCCUGUUGCACAAAGUCUCUCAGACACUUUAAGGCUCUGUCCUCUAACCUCAGAACCCAAGCAGCCAUGAGGCACAUUCACGUAGAACUGACACACGGCAGCAAGGAGGAGCUGGCUCCUGUGGAGCUUCCAUCCCAGGAUGGGGACGUGCCUCUUCCCGCGGCCCCCUCACAGGUCCCCGACCUUGAGGUGAUGCGACCAGGGGUGGUGGUUCCCAAGCCCUUUGGUCAGGAGCAGCUGCGUCUCCAGAAGGUCUACCAGCUCUCCAUCUUCUCCCAGCUGGGGGGGUUCUCAGCCUCCGAGCUCCCCAGAACCAGUGAGGCCCAGCCGGGGCAGUUCCAGCCGGGUCAGGUCCAGCGGACUGACAGGGUGGGGGUCAAGAGGGGACAGGGUGGGGGUCAAGAGGAGUCCCAUCUAACCCACAAAUGGCCCCACCUGGCUGGGGACGUAGACAGGGAAAGGGAUGGAGGGGUGCUGUCAGGGUCAGGACCUGGGGUAGGGGUGGAUAUCGGAAUGGGGGUUGGAAUGGGGUUAGGGAUGGGGUUAGGGGUAGGGCAGGGGCCUGUAUCCUCCUGCAUCAUGGUGGAUCACAGAGACUCAGAUGAGGGCCUGUCGCCUAGAUCCCCCCCACCUGCCCCCCUCUCUCCGGGCCACACCCCCGCCAGACGCCCUGCCCAGCACAAUCACGACAGGCCCGUCCCGGACCUAUGGGCCUCGCUUUCGCCCAAACCAUCCCCCAUGGUCGAGCCCCACAGCCCCCCUGGCUCCCGCAACCCCUUACCCAGCACAGAGCCUCGUCCUGGGGGCGACGCGCCAGCCUGCUCCUUGGGCAAUCCCGGAGGGUCUGGGGAGGGCUGCAGUAGUGGCUCCUCAUUGGGACAGCAUCAGCCCAACUGCUGCACUGACGGCCCCCGUGGGGCCCUUGGGGCAUUCGACACCCUUAGUCCUCCUGGAGGACCUCCAGGCUCCCUCUCUCACCGCUUCCCUCCCACCACAGACCCCCAGGAGCCUGGGGAGGGUAGGGAGUGGGGGGCCAAGCCGGAGUCCUCACCGCCCCAUCCCAGUGCCACCGCCUUCAACUCCACCAACGGCCUGAGCUCCGUGGAGAAGACCCCCAGCACCAGCGGCCUGAGCUCCGUGGAGAAGACCCCCAGCACCAGCAGCCUCCGUGGGAUCUCUUCGGGUCCCUGCCCGGCCAAGAAGAAACUGCUAUCAUCCAGCGACACGGGAGAGUCGUGUUCGGAGGACGAGGGCCCCUCCACCUCUAAGAGGAGCCGUCUGGCCCUGCUGACCCCGGGGUUAGGGCUGGCCUCCUGCAGGGGCACCGAUGCCAAGGCUGCCCCCUUCUGGAAUCAUCUGCUGCCCAACGCACAGGGCCCGGACCACACCAAGAGUUUAUCAGAAUGCAGAGGAGCCAGCAGGAGGCUGAAAAGUGGGAUGCGCCUGAAAAGUCGACAGCUAUGUAGUGGGCGGCGUACAGACACCUUGGGUCGCACUGCUCGGUCAGGCUGGCCUUCUUCUUCCAUCAGCCGUUCACUACUGGGUAACUUUGAGGAGUCGAUCCUGAAGGGUCGUUUCUCUCCGUCGGGUCGUAUCGAGGGCUUCACAGCAGAGAUCGGCGCCAGUGGAUCCUACUGCCCUCAACACGCCACUCUGCCUGUACACGUCACUUACUACGACAUCUCAGAGCACAGCGCACCCUCGCCCUUCCUGGGGGUGAUCUCCUUGGAGCCUUUAGGAAAGAAGGGAUACAGCAUACCCAAAGCAGGGACCAUCCAAGUGACCUUAUUCAACCCCAAUAAAACUGUGGUGAAGAUGUUCCUCGUGACCUAUAACUUUGGGGACAUGCCCGUCAAUCACAUGACCUUCCUGCGUCACCGCAUCUUCCUGGUUCCCGUUGAGGAGGCGGGGCCAGAGGCGAAGGGGGAUGGGCCUCCAGAGCCCAGGGCCACGCCCACAGAGAGGAGGAAGAUUCUCUGCUACCUGAUACACCUCAGAUUCCAGAGCUCUAAAUCUGGGAAGAUCUACUUGCACAACGAUAUCCGGCUGCUAUUCUCCCGCAAGUCCAUCGAGGUGGACACGGGGAUCCCUUACGAGCUCAAAUCUUUCACAGAGGUGCCAAAAAACCCAAAAUACUCCCCCCGCGUGUGAGCCUAUGAUGAACCCGCGACCCCUGACCCCAUCACCAACGCAGCCCAUUCCUGGAACUGGGCACAGAGAGAUAAACAGACAGACAUGGACAAGAAAACUUGAAAAGAUUAUUAAUUCAAACACACAUAUAUAUACUGAGUAUACAAAACAUUAAGAACACCUUCCUAAUAUUGAGUUGCACCCCCCUUUUGCCCUCAGAACAGCCUCAAUUCAUCAGGACAUGGACUCUACAAGGUGGUGAAAACGUUCCACAGGGAUGCUGGAUCAUGUUGACUCCAAUGCUUCUCGCAGUUGUGUCAAGUUGGUUGGAUGUCCUCUGGGUGGUGGACCAUUCUUGAUACACAACUGUUGAGUGUGAAAAACCCAGCAGUGUUGCAGUUCUCAACACAAACCGGUGCGCCUGGCACCUACUGCCACACCCUGUUCAAAGGCACUUAAAUAUUUUGUCUUGCUCCUUCACCCUCUGAAUGGCACACAUACACAAUCCAUGUCUCAAUUGUCUCAAGGCUUAAAAAUCCCUCUUUAACCUGUCUCCUCCCCUUCAUCUACACUGUUUUGAAGUGGAUGUAACAAGUGACAUCAAUUUGGGACCAAAACUUUCAUUUGGAUUCACCUGGUCAUGGAAAGAGCAGGUGUACUUAAUGUUUUGUACAGUCAGUGUAUAUACAUACACAGAAACACACAUUUCCCACACAAAAUGCACAGACAAGCAUCGAUCAAUACAUGCACACAGGCAGAGCAGCCUCACAUGUAUACACAACUCACAGUACACAUGAACACUUGGUGGUGAAACUCAUCUAGAGUUGAGUGUUAACAUGCCUUGUGACUAAAACCAGUUUUCCUCUAGAGCUGUUUGUUUCACACACAAACAGUCGUUUACUCUGCCUGCACCCGCCCCCUCCCCAAUGGUGGACCAAUGACAACUCUGCCACCGCAACCAGCCAGUCAAUAGAAAGCCGGGAAGUCGCUAAUGACGCACACUUUGUAAGAAGAGGACUGGAGAGCCUUAAACAAGCACAUCCCAGUAAUGGGGGGGGGACAAAACAAACUUUAUUAAACCAUUAAACUGGAGAAGAGAUGAGAUGAGAGACAGAGGAACACUAGUGAAACAACGACUGAAUUCAAUCAAUGGAAGAAUAAAUAUUGGACGUCAGAUGUUUGACACAUCCUGCAAAACGCCAAAACAAUUGGCUACACUCAGGACUUAACUGUACUGUUUUUGAUUGAAGCCUACAGAUGAUCCAGUGAGCCCUUCCCCAUUUCAAGCAUCAUGGUACAGACCACUGUGUAGGUAGGAUGCAAGGGUAAGAGGACCAUACCAUGGUGUAGGUGGGCCCCUUUUUAUGUAGACUGGCGGAGGGACACUGUGUUUUCGUUUAUUUUCUGUUCAAAACAGUCCGAAAUGGGAGCAGGAAAAAAAACUGUAGUAUUUAAUUUGUUUUUUCAAAUGUCUUAAAUAGCAAUAUGCUGCAUAAAUAGAGAGUGUGUUUUCAUCCAGACGGCUGUCUGGAUCCCAAAACGUCCCCUAUUCCCUAUAUAGUGCACUACUUGUGACCAGAGGUCUAUGGGUCCUAUAUAGAGCCCUAUGGGUCCUGGUCACAAGUAGUGCACUACAUAGGGAAUAGGGGGCCUUUUGGGACACAGGCUUUCUCUGUGGAGAUGGCAUUGGAGUGAGGGAGGGAAGAAGUGA